Messenger RNA from Octopus sinensis (East Asian common octopus), 1322 nucleotides. RefSeq lists its product as uncharacterized. NCBI's taxonomy places the organism in Eukaryota, Metazoa, Mollusca, Cephalopoda, Octopoda, Octopodidae. The record is from RefSeq and is a predicted model, not a curated record. The transcript is spliced from 5 exons. Gene Ontology annotation, cellular component: mitochondrion. Bases 198 to 1031 code for a protein of 277 amino acids. Gene Ontology annotation, molecular function: glycine N-acyltransferase activity.
UCGAAGUUAUAAGUUACGCGGUGUACUUAUUAUAUUAUCAAACUUAAACAGCUAAAGUCUCGUCAUUUCUUUCUUAAAUUAAAGAAAGUUGUGAAACAAAUCGAUGUGGAAAUUUAACUGUAUUAAUUGAAAUAAACUGCCGGCACUUUUUUAAUUUAUUUUAUUUUAACGAUUCCAGUACCUCCGCAACAAACGUCAUGGCCCCAUUACAGUUAAAUGAAUCUGAUACAUUACAGUUGAUUAAGAUCUUAAACGAAUACGGAGAAAAGGCACUAUUAACCAAAAAUAUAAUCCAGUUAUCCUCACCUAAACCCAAAAAUUAUUUGCUGGAAGUCUGGGUAGACGCCUGGCCAAACUUCAACGCAGUUCUAGUUAUAUACGAUUGGACCGUUACUGAGGUCACACAUAUAAGCUACACCUACUACGAAUUCUCUUUGAAAGAAGAAAGUCUUUUAAAAUUAUUACAAACACCGGGAAUUGUUCGAUGUUCUUCAAUUAAAUUUCCAGCCAUUCUCUCUGAAAGAAAAACUGUUGUAGAAGAAUAUAUGAAAUCUAAAGACAAAUUUGUUAAAAAAUGCGAGAUGUACAACUUGUAUCAUUUAGACGAAAAUUCCCUUCAAAGCAGUGUAGCACCAACAAAUCUGAACGUAGGAAUCCUUACCACAGAACAUUUGGACGAUAUCGCAGACACCUGGGAACAAUCUUCAACCGAACAAGUGGACAGUACUAAGGAAUAUAUCAAUGUUCUUAUAAACACGUUCCCAAAUGUGUGUUUGUGUAAUUCCAUUGAGAAAGUAGUUGCUUAUGGAUUGGGGACCGAUUGUGGAACCAUCGGGUAUCUGCAUGUCAAUGCUAAUUAUCGCGGACGCGGCUGCACAAAAGCGCUGAUCUCUAUGUUAUCAGCUAAGUAUAUUGAAGCAGGAAUAACGCCAAGUGUCAAAAUUCAACCAGAAAAUAUUCUUUCUAUUAGUGUCCAUGAACAAAUAGGUUAUCAGUCAUCAGGAAUUGUGGUUUAUGAUAUGGAAUUUUAAUAAUUUUAAGAGUUAUAAAAAUAACAGAAAUUUUCCCGGCUGUCUUUUCUUUAAUGUUUCUCUGAUGUGGUCUACUUUGCUUUCAUUCUCUCGUGGUUAGUGAAAUGAAUUCCAGUAUUUUUGAGAAAUGACUAUGAAGAUUUACUGGGUAGCCCAGCAAGCUUACGAACCCGGAACAUCAAGAAGUAUUCCCAAAGUUUCCACUUCACAUGAGGAUUCUAAGACACCCUAAUGGGGGCCUUAACCCCCAAAUUUUAGUCAUUUUUUAUGAUCCAAAACUAAGUCAAAAGU